AAAAAUGGUCUGUGAAUGAAUAUGCUUAUUUUAAAAAGCAGUCUUAUGAAUUUAGAGUUGAAACUUAUUUUUGGAGGUGUUUCACAUAUAACAUUUAAUAUGAUGAGCAAUGUCCAGAGAUUAAUGACUCUUAGCAACUUUGUGCUUAAGCAGCAUGAACACUGUCAGGUAGUAACCUAGCCGUUCUUGGCUUAGUUCUUUAUCUCUGUCUUGGCCAGUCGUCCCGAGAAGUUUGCGUUACUCAGCUUAUUUGUCGCUGGCUAUUCCGUGAACUCUUUAGGGAGUAAAAACACAGAGGACUAUUCAAGAGCCCUGACGUACAGUACUGUGAUAACUAAUAAUUUUUAGUUAGCCAAGUAUUAAAAAUGUUUAACCAAUAUUUCUCUUAAGUGGGCCUGUGUUCAUUCACAAAUGAGGAAUCCACAAUCAUAGAAUCAAUAACCUUGUCUUGUUCAAAAUAAAUGGAAUUAGUGACACUAUGAGAACCAGCUCCUAGAAACCAGCUCCUAGAAUUUCGUAGAAGGUAAUUUCCUUUGAGGGUAAAUCAGCACGUGAAAAACAGUUCCAAGACCCUCAGUGAAAUGAAUCAGACCUGGCAAUCCAUCAGGAAACAAAAUUUUUCAAGCCUUUCCAUAAAAGCUCUUGUGAGAAACUGACAGAGCAGUACCCUUGCCACGAGAGCUUCGGAUUACCACUGACGAAUCCUGGUGGCGACGGUCCUACCCAACACAAAGUGAUACUGUCUGAACACACUUAAUGGGUAUAAUGAUCCUCAGAUUCUAAACAGUAAUCCGGAAACUCUUAAAACCAACUGUUUAGAACCUAUAUGACCAUUUCAAGCUAAAUGUUAAUUCCACCAAAAGCCCUUGACCACAACCCAAAUAGGAUAGAUCAAAAAAUCCAAAAGCAUUCAAUUAUGGCCAAACUAACUGGAAUAAAGGAGGCAGUUCUGGCAAGACUGGCCCAUGGCACACCUUAGAAAAAAGGAUGCAUUUGGAAAUGAGAGGCAGGGAGAAAAACGAAGGGUUAAGAUAACCCAUUCCUCAUAUCAACUCCAAAAGGAAUCAUUUGUCACAGGGGAAAAAAAAAACCUAAAUAAAGUACUUCUAUUUUUAUACUGGUGACUUAAGUGGAAAGAGAAAUACGAAGAUAUUUGGGGAAAUCAGGAAUUAAAUCUCAACCGCAUUAAAGCUAACUUUCCAUAACAGUUUCCAAAAAUAGGGCUGGCGCAAAACCAUGCUGGGAUUUGUACUAGGAGUGUGUAAAGACACUAAAAUCGCUAAGCUAGAAAAGCUCUGGGCAGAGAAUGAAACCUAGAGUGGACAGUUCAGAAUGGAAGAAAAUCUAGAGUAUUCUCUGGACAGUGAAUUGACACUGCAGAGAAUAACCGAGACAUCCACUCCUCUGCCUCCCCCCCAUCCAAAUAAAAAGAAACUAAAACCGAAUUCCCUGGGCUGCUUCGAGACGGCAGAGCAACAGCUCAGGACGCUACUGCUAAUCGCCAGCGCGGUAAGGUCCAGGCCUCCUGCACCCCGGGCCGGGGCGAUAGGAACUCGGACAGUGCCCACUCGUGGCCAGCAGCUGGCGUUUGCGGGCAUCAGAAGCAAAGGCAAAGUCCAUUAAGUUCUCCCCCGACCAGGCCCGAUCCCUAAAGAUCUCGAAAUGGCAGAACUUAUGGUCACAGGCAUACCUCGUUUUCUUGCGCCUCGCGUGUUGCGCUCCACAGAUGCCUUUUUUUUUUUUUUUAAGCAAAUUAAAGGCAAGACCCUCCACCAGCGAAAUUACUACUAGCUUUGCUGCGACACCCGAUAGCCGCUUCCUGCGGCGGUCUGAAACAACGCGCAGUAACUCUGAGGAUUUAAAUAGCACAAAUUCAGUUAUUCUGCACCAAGCAAAAACACUAUUUUGCAUCUCUAUAACACAAAUUGAAUGCUAAUCACGGAAAGCACCAAGAUCGGCAUGUAAGGAGAUGCUGGGGAGGUCCCAGGAGCUGUGGGUUUACAGGUGAGCCUUCAGUGGUUUCGCAGCAGGAACAACAGUGACCUCUCCCUCGGAUUAACCUCUAGAGCCUGUCAUUGAUAGAAAUGAAUCACACCGAAAUUCCAACCAAAUAUUAAGUCAAGCCCCUUAUCACCAGGGCUCAUCCUAAAAAUGAGCCGGAAGAAGAAGGAGGAUCUAGCCAGUGCUUGGGGUGAGAGAAAGGAAGGGGAAGGGCAUGAGGAAAACAUUCCAGAUGGGGCUAUGAGAGGUUCUGUGAAAAGCAAAAUCAUUCCAGAUGAUCCCGAGGAGGGAAGGGCAAGAGACAGCAAUCAGGAGAGCUCUGAUCUGAGUGAUUUUCCGGUCGGAUUUGCCCUAAAAUUCAGUUCUGACCACAGAGACAGACACUCCCAUCUUUAACUUAAACACGACUCCAGGAAGUUCUUAUGAUGUAAGUUAAAUCCAUCUUCUUUAGUACAUAUUUUAAGGCCCGUCAAGUCAAAACCGGCCUCGACUUUCCUGUAGUGACUCUCUUCCUGUGAUGCCCCUUCAAGUUCCUCCAAAUCAAGUCAGUGUGGAUGACACCAGAUCUGCCUCGAAUAUGCCCAGUACUUCAGAGACCUGCCCUACGCACACGCACGCACGCACACAGACACUUACCUCUUUGUCUCUGCUUUUGCUGUUCCACCUGCCUAGACACCUUCACUACCCAUCUCUCCUUUUCGAAAUGGCACAUACCCUUCAAGGUCGGUCCAUAGCCAAUGUUGCCUUCAAGACAUGACUUUCCUCUGAAUUUCAUUUAUUAGGUGAAAUUUCUUUUUGGUUUUAAUCUCUGUUACAUGACUCAAUUCCCCUGACGGUGCCGCUGUACGUGCCCUCCUUGGCACUCCCAGCACUUUGUUCAGCAAGCGUCAUGAUUCAUUCUAGUUGGUUGUUGGUGAGUUUGUCCUCUGAGCCUCCCCUCUCUGCCUCUCUAAACUAGACUUUGAACUCCUUGAAGGAGAGACUUAAUUUUUGUUCCGCUAUUGCCCAUAUACCCACACUUUACAUGUAGCUGACACUCAGUACAGGUUUGUUGACUUGCUCUAAAUUGAAAUGGGCUUAAACUGCAGUAUGAGCAUCACAUGACAGGGAAAGCUUAGGGGAUUCUUCCCUGGGCAUUUUCCAAUGGCGAAAAGCUUCUAUGUGGGAAGAAUCCCCCACGAUGCAGGGAGGUGGUGGGGGCAAAAAUGGCUCCCAAAGGACCUGGUCAUCUCAAGAAACCCAGCCUAUGGUAGUCAGGGUCACAGUGGACAUUCUGUCCCCACUGUUCUCGGGGAACCUUCCUCCAGCUCACAGGGCUCUGGGGGAGCCGUCUCGGGCGAGGAGGCUGGGGAGGAACCCCUUCGCAUGGCCUCAGGCUUCAGGUUCCCCUGCCCAUCUACCCCUCAGAGGAGUGUGUUUGUGUCCCUCCUUCCGUCCUCCCUCACCGCCCCCCAACAUUCCAGCCCAGGGCAGGGGGAGGCCAACAGACACAGAGCCCUCUGUGUAUGGGGUGGUAUGUGUUCCCCACCCUCCACCCGGAGGACACAAUGCCCCUUCUGCUCCCUGUGCUCCCCCCUCCCCACCACCUCUCAACUGCACAUGCCAGGCUGCAAUUGGUUACUCGCUCAGGACAGCCCCCUCAUACCAAGGCCCCAGGGGAUUUUAAGCAGGUUCCAGGAACCUCCCGCUCAGCUCCUUGUCCCCCACUCUCCCAGCCCCGCAGCCGGCCUGGGCCCUUGCCUGCCCCAGCUAUGGCUCCUGGGGCCCCCUCGCCCAGCCCCAGCCCAGUCCUGGCUGCGCUGCUCUUCUCUUCUGUGGUGCUCUCCCCGGCCCAGGCCAUCGUGGUUUACACGGACAGGGAGGUCCACGGCGCGGUGGGCUCCCGAGUGACUCUGCACUGCUCGUUCUGGUCCAGUGAGUGGGUCUCGGACGACAUCUCCUUCACCUGGCGCUACCAACCCGAGGGGGGCCGCGACGCCAUCUCGAUCUUCCACUACGCCAAGGGGCAGCCCUACAUCGACGAGGUGGGGACCUUCAAAGAGCGCAUCCAGUGGGUAGGGGACCCUCGCUGGAAGGACGGCUCCAUCGUCAUACACAACCUGGACUACAGCGACAACGGCACUUUCACCUGUGACGUCAAAAACCCCCCCGACAUAGUGGGCAAGACCUCUCAGGUCACGCUCUACGUCUUUGAGAAAGGUGUGAGAGGGGCUGCCAUGGAGAAGGGGAAACUGCACAAGCUCGGGAAGGACUCGUCCAAGCGCGGCCGGCAGACGCCGGUGCUGUAUGCCAUGCUGGACCACAGCAGAAGCACCAAAGCGGCCAGUGAGAAGAAGUCCAAGGGGCUGGGGGAGUCUCGCAAGGAUAAGAAAUAGCGGUUAGCGGGCCGGGCGGGGGCUCGGGCGUCAGGGGCGGAGUCUUCCAAGGGCGCUCAGGUGGUGGUCAUCGAGAUGGAGCUCCGGAAGGACGAGCAGAGCGCGGAGCUCCGGCCUGCUGUGAAGUCCCCCAGCAGAACCAGCCUCAAGAACGCCUUCAAGAACAUGAUGGGCCUGGACUUGGACAAGUGACCGCCCCGGCCCUGCCGAGCAGGGGCACCUAGGCUGCUCUCGCCCGUCUAGGUGCUUCCGCCUCAGCUCCCUGCCCUGCCCCCUCGGAGAUGUAAGUUUCAUUCCAAAAUUCGUUCCCCAGGCACUUCAUAUCUUCCCCCGCCUUCACCCCCUGGCUUUCUGGGAGCCCAGGGCCUGAUCCCACCGGCCCCAAGGACUGUGUGUUUGGUGCCCGUCCCUGCGGCACCGAGAAGAAAGGGACCUUGAUACCCCGCGCUUGGACUC
Messenger RNA from Pteropus alecto (black flying fox), 4832 nucleotides. It is a transcript of the gene MPZ, whose product is annotated as myelin protein zero. The record is from RefSeq and is a predicted model, not a curated record. Bases 3507 to 4376 code for a protein of 289 amino acids. NCBI's taxonomy places the organism in Eukaryota, Metazoa, Chordata, Mammalia, Chiroptera, Pteropodidae. Gene Ontology annotation, cellular component: membrane. The transcript has 6 exons. Gene Ontology annotation, biological process: myelination.